AGCAGCGAGUUGCACUUAAACGCAACGACUGAGGAGAGUGGAGGAGAGGAGAGAGGAGGAGGAUGGGAGUGGGUAUUACUCCCUUUAACUGACCCAUAUCUUUCUGUAGACCCACAUAUUAUCUAACCUACUUCUUGUUCUCGAGGAAUUUUCUCCACAAAGAUGUCGGCGUCGGCGAUAUUUAUCCUCGACCUGAAGGGAAAGGUGCUCAUCUGCCGUAACUACAUGGGGAACAUGGACAUGAAUGAAAUUGACCACUUUAUGCCCAUCCUAAUGAAGAGAGAAGAAGAAGCUGAGAUGACACCCAUGGUCAGCCAUGGCUCCUCACACUUCCUGUGGAUCAAGCACAGCAACCUUUACUUGGUGGCGAUGACUAAGAAGAAUGCCAAUGCUGCUCUGGUGUACUCCUUUCUUUAUAAAAUUGUCCAGGUGUUUAAGGAGUACUUUAAGGAACUUGAAGAGGAGAGUAUUCGUGACAACUUUGUGACAGUGUACGAGCUGAUGGAUGAAGUGAUGGACUUCGGUUUCCCUCAGACAACUGACAGCAAGAUCCUACAAGAAUACAUCACCCAGCAGGGUCAUAAAUUAGAGGUCGGGGCUCCUCGACCUCCUGCCACUGUCACCAACGCUGUGUCGUGGCGGUCAGAGGGCAUCAAGUACAGGAAGAACGAAGUUUUCAUGGACGUCAUUGAGUCAGUGAAUCUACUGGUGAGCGCCAAUGGCAGCGUCCUGCGGAGUGAAAUAGUAGGCACUAUCAAGCUCAAAGUGGUCCUGUCGGGGAUGCCUGAACUCCGACUGGGCCUCAAUGACAAAGUGCUGUUUGAAAUCACAGGCAGAGAGAAGAGUAAGACAGUGGAGCUGGAGGAUGUGAAGUUUCAUCAGUGUGUCCGUCUGUCACGCUUCGAGAACGACCGCACCAUCUCUUUCAUCCCCCCCGACGGCGAGAGCGAGCUCAUGUCUUACCGCCUCAACACUACAGUAAAGCCUCUCAUAUGGAUCGAGAGCGUGAUUGAGAAGUUCUCUCACAGCCGCGUGGAGAUCAAGGUGAAGGCUCGGAGUCAGUUUAAGAGCCGGUCCACUGCCAACAAUGUGUCCAUUCUGGUGCCGGUGCCCAGUGAUGCUGACUCACCCAAGUUCAAGACCAGCACAGGCAGCACCAAGUGGGUGCCCGAGAAGAACGUGGUGCAGUGGAACAUCAAGUCUUUCCCUGGUGGUAAGGAGUACAUGAUGCGGGCUCACUUUGGUUUACCCAGUGUGGAGAGUGAAGAGCUUGAAGCGAAGAGACCAAUCACAGUUAACUUUGAGAUCCCCUAUUUCACUGUGUCUGGAAUUCAGGUGCGUUACCUGAAGAUCAUAGAGAAGAGCGGUUACCAGGCAUUACCAUGGGUGCGCUACAUAACACAAAGUGGAGAUUACCAGCUCCGGACAAACUAAAGGGCACAGAUGCUGCUAGACGAAUGGAUAUUUUCUCUCUCUGUCUCUCCUCUCCUCUCCUCUCCUCUCCUCUCCUCUCCUCUCCUCUCCUGCUCCCUGUUUGCAAUGGACAGCAGAGGACAAGUGCAGGAGGACACAUGAAAUUUCUGUCCACUCAGAAAGAAGACAUCAUCUCUAGGACCUUUUCACCUCAGAUGGGAAAGGCUGUUGCAUCACCUCUGACCUGUGAUUUCUGUUUUUUAAAGGGUUCCUCAGGACUCCAGUAAAACAUUUUAAUAUAUGAAUAAUGAAGUGAUGACUUUGUAACAUUUCUGGUUCCGGAAAGCUCUCAACUCCCUCACUUUUAAUGUGAUGUCCCAUGAGGUUAAUUUAGAGCAGAAUUUGGGGAACUAGACUUUUUUUUGACAUGUUCACUAGCUUUCUACUGUAUAACAUGCAAACCAACAGAUUAUAGAGCCAAUUUUCAGUAACUGUGAUGGAUCAUUGUCAAGUUUUAUUUCUCCGGGGCCAUGACAUAACAGGUGCCAUGUACACCAUUAGAUGUUUUUCUGUAGACAAAGUACACGUUGCUCCAUGCAGGAUUUUAAACCGCUACCAUUGUCAGCAUCUCUAACUGUACAGGUUUUUAUUCCUCAUAUGUUUUGUCCCUAAUAUCCACUUCACUAUCUACAUACAGUACACUCUACCUUGGCUGUUAAUCUUCAUCCCUCUCAAAGGCAUAUGUUUUGCUGGAACCUCUAUAUUAUAUGUUCAUUGCCUUUAAAAAGAAAAUCACCUAUGUAUUAUUACCUUUAGCACUGUGAAUAUAAUCCCCAGUGCACUGAAACUAACACCAGCGACCAAAUCAAUGAUUAAUAAGGCACAAUAUUGUCAGCGGCAUUGGCUGUGUAACAUAAUACCACUGACGCAUUCCCAUGGGGCCUGUAACCUUGUCCUUGUGCUCGAAAUCAGCUUGCAGCUUUGAGACACUGAAGGAAUGAGCAUGGCGCAGACUUUUCUGUCAUAUUUUUAUCUGUUUAUACUGUACUUGUUAGUCCCCUGUGGAAAAUGUUUGAAGGACAAAAACAGGGGGUUGGGCUUUAGGCGAGGGGGGCACGACAAACGUAAAAUAACCUGAUGGGAUUUCAUUCUCAGACUCUGAGAAUAUUGACAAUAUGUUGAGGUAAUUGUUUUUCCAUGACUCUUUAUUUUUUUAUACGUCGACCUCUGCGGGCCCCUAUAUGUCUUCAAAGCAGGUUGUGGUGUAAUUCACUCCCUCUGUUGUGCAUGCACUGCAGCACAUCAGUUCACUGCACUGCCAGCAGCAAAGAAGAGAGUCCUGUGUCGAUUUAUUGCAUCUCUGCUGUUAAGUACAAAAACUUCAAUUACAAUCAUUCAUUAUCUUGUGUGGAGACAUUUUUCAGACACCAAUGAGGAUUGUUAAUAAGUGUGUGUUAUGUGUUGUCUCUAAUUUAUCAUUGCAAAUAGGAAGCAAAGGGAUAUAUUUGGAAAUAAACAAUGUUUUGUACCUUG
This is a messenger RNA of Larimichthys crocea (large yellow croaker), 2946 nucleotides long. RefSeq names its product adaptor related protein complex 1 subunit mu 3 (gene ap1m3). Gene Ontology annotation, biological process: vesicle-mediated transport; intracellular protein transport. The coding region runs from base 163 to 1434 and encodes 423 amino acids. Gene Ontology annotation, cellular component: clathrin adaptor complex. Lineage: Eukaryota; Metazoa; Chordata; Actinopteri; Sciaenidae. The record is from RefSeq and is a predicted model, not a curated record. The transcript is spliced from 12 exons.